Pelmatolapia mariae (spotted tilapia) is the source of this 837-nucleotide messenger RNA. RefSeq lists its product as uncharacterized. The coding region runs from base 112 to 837 and encodes 241 amino acids. The transcript is spliced from 5 exons. The record is from RefSeq and is a predicted model, not a curated record. Lineage: Eukaryota; Metazoa; Chordata; Actinopteri; Cichliformes; Cichlidae.
AAGAAUGUCAAAAAACCAAAGAAGGCUGAGGUGAACUACCUACCCCCUCAUGCUCAAGGUGAAACUAGUGAAAGUUUGGAAAAAGAGAGAAUCGAGCUACUGAGUGAAGUGAUGAAAAGGGACAACUCCAGAGUGGUAGCUCAGAAAAUGGACAAGACGUUCAGCCUUCGUCGGGAGGAAAUAGUGAAAGAGGCCCCUGCCAUCAGUGACUUCAUGAAGCGCUGGCCUGCUCUUUUUAGCGAGGUACAGAUAUGUGAAGAAUUUAAGAGGAUAACAACAGUCAGCCUUGAAUCAACCUUUCUGGCCAGGCUUGACCAAUGCACCCCAAAACUGAUGGCCUUGACCCUGUCAAAAGGAGGAGCUGCAGGUCUGAGGAUGAGGCAGAUUAAGGACAUGCUUCUGCAGGACAACACAGUUGAAAAGCGCAGAGAAAUUGGUAUUCGCUGCCUCAUAGUCUAUCUUGGAGAGAAGGAGGAGGAUCUUUUCAAACAAUACAGCGAUGAGGAGGAGCUCAACGCAGACCUUGCAAUGCAAAUCAUGAAGAUUGCUAUCAUUGGUGAUGGGCCUGCAACCAUCAUCGUUGAGGGAUCCAAAAUCCUGGAGAGGAUUGAUGUUGCCAGAUCCUGUGCUUUGAUGAUGGGAGUAAUCUACGCUCUGAACCUUACCUAUCCCAAGCAGCUGAAAUUUACCUUUGAGAUGGCACUCUCCAGGGUUCCUGACUUCUGCCUCCACACACCUAAUGUAAUCAUGGGCCUGUUCCCGAUGAUCUUGUUGUGGCCUCUUAAGGGAGUGGCAGAUCUUCACCUAUUAGCAAAGGAAACUGAGAGCUCAGACUAG